AUGUUUAAAGGUGUUCUUCAUUUAAAUAAUGAUACUUUAGACAUGAAAAUGCCUUUUGUUGUUAUGAUCCCCUUAACAGGCAAGGGAGGAUGUUGCGAAGAUACACUGGAGGGUGAACAUGUUAAAUCGUUGCUUGCUCUAGGAAUUACACACAAGGGAAAUAUUUCUACUGAUUUAAAGUUAAUGAGGCUUUUACCGUACCAAAUAUUACGUAUGUUAAGCAAGCAAAUGUGUGUACAUGAAGAUGGGAACGAUAGAUAG
Clunio marinus is the source of this 261-nucleotide messenger RNA. The record is from the annotation of a GenBank genome assembly. NCBI's taxonomy places the organism in Eukaryota, Metazoa, Arthropoda, Insecta, Diptera, Chironomidae.